AUGAGCACCCAGCCCGAGCCCACGUCCGGCGGCGGCGAGGAGUACUUCCGCCUGCCCAGCGAGCUGCGUGCGCGCCACUACGACCUCGCCAUCCUCAGCGACCUCGAUGCGCUGCGCUUCUCGGGUUGCGUCACCGUCGAGCUCGACGUCGUGCGCGCCACGGACCGCAUCGUGCUCAACGCCGGCGCCGGCCUGAACAUGCACAAGGCCAUCGUGCACGCCGACGCCCUCAAGACCGAGGCCAAGAGCGUCGUCGAGCUCGACAUUGACGCCGCCCACGAGCGCAUCACCGCCAAGCUCGGCGCACAGCUGCCCGCCGGCUCCAAGGCACGCAUCACCAUUGCCUUUGAGGCCGAGAUCGAGGCCAGCAUGAUGGGCUACUACCGCAGCACGUUCGAGCACGAGGGCAAGAAGGGCUUCUACGGCCUGACGCAGUUCGAGCCCACGGCCGCGCGCCGCGCCUUCCCCUGCUUCGACGAGCCCGACGCCAAGGCGACGUACUCGUUUCAGAUGAUCCACCGCUCCGACUCGGUGGCGCUUGCCAACAUGCCCGUCGAGUCGACCAAGUCCAUCUCGCGCAGCGAGGCGGACAAGCUUCUGCGUCUCGAGGAGCUCGGCGUCAAGGCUGGCGUGACGGAGCUUGCCAAGACUGGCAAGACCGAGUCUGCAGCCGAGCCGGCCGACGGCGGCGCCUGGAGCGUGACGAGCUACGAGAAGCUGCCGCUCGUCAGCUCGUACCUCGUCGCCUGGGCCAACGGCCCGUUCAAGUCGCUCGAGUCGAGCUUCGUCAGCCCCAUCACGGGCAAGACGGUGCCGAUUAAGAUCUACGCGACCGGCGAGUACAUCCACCAGGCGCAGUACGCGCUCGACGUCACCGCCAAGGUGACGCCGAUCUACGAGAAGAUCUUCAAGAUCGCCUACCCGCUGCCGAAGCUCGACACGCUCGUCGCGUCCGACUUUGACGCCGGCGCGAUGGAGAAUUGGGGCCUCAUCACCGGCCGCACCAGCGUGUACCUCUACGACGACGAGAAGAGCGGCCUGCAGGGUCAGAAGCGCACUGCCAGCGUGCAGAGCCACGAGCUCGCACACCAGUGGUUCGGCAACAUCACCACGAUGGCCUUCUGGAACGGCCUCUGGCUCAACGAGGCCUUCGCCACACUCAUGGGCGAGGUCGUCGUGCUCGACCGCGCCUUCCCCGAGUGGGACAGCGCGACGGAGUUCAUUGCCCUGCACCUCGAGCGUGCCUUCGAGCUCGACAGCAAGCGCAGCUCGCACGCGAUUGAGCUGCCGCUGAAGGGCGACAACGUCGAGGACGCAAUCAACCAGAUCUUCGACGCGAUCAGCUACUCGAAGGGUGCCUCGGUGCUCCGCAUGCUGUCCGGCAUCGUUGGCGAGGAGGUCUUCCUCGACGGAGUCUCUCGCUACCUCAAGAAGCACCUGUAUGCCAAUGCCACGACUGAGGAUCUGUGGGCCGGCAUCAGCGAGGCCUCCGGCCUCGACAUCAAGCGCAUCAUGCACAACUGGGUGCUGAAGAUUGGCUACCCGGUCGUCACCGUCGAGGAGAAGGCAGACUCGAUUGUCGUGCGCCAGAACCGCUUCCUCAGCACCGGCGAUGUCAAGCCGGAGGAGGACGAGACGCUGUGGUACGUGCCGCUGCAGAUCAAGACGGUCGGUCCGCAGGGCAGCCAGGUGGACAGCGAGACGGUCCUCGACCUCGAGCGCGAGCGCGAGAUCCCGCUCAAGGACGUGUCAAACGCCAUCUGGAAGCUCAACGCCGGCACGACUGGCGUGUACCGCGUCGCCUACUCGCCCGAGCGUCUGGCCAAGCUCGGCGCCGAGGCCGCAAAGACCGACGGUGCCUUCAGCCUGCAGGACGUCUGCGGCCUUGUCUCGGACUCCUUCACGCUGGCCAAGGCGACGGACGCGAAGACGUCUGGCAGCCUUGCGCUUCAGUACGAGCUGCGCAACAACGGCACGUACCUCGUGCAGUCGAUGAUGAGCACGAACCUGAGCCAGCUGGCCAGCGUGUGGUACGAGGCGCCGCAGCCGGUGCGCGACGCCAUCGAUGCGUACCGCGCCGAUGUCUUUGGCCCGACGGCCAAGCGCAUGGGCUUCGACUUUGGCAAGGACGACUCGCCGGACACGAAGCAGCUGCGCGCCGUCGCCAUUGCCGCUGCCGCCUCGGCCGGCGACGAGUGGACGCUCAACGAGUGCAAGAACCGCUUCAGCGCCUUUAUGAAGAGCGGCAAGGAGGACCAGAUUCACCCUGACCUCCUGCGCACGAUCUACGGCCAGGCCGUCAAGCACGGAGGCGAGGCGGAGUACGAGGCUGUGCUCGCCGUGUACCGCAAGCCCCCGACGCCCACGCACAAGAUCGCUGCGCACCUCGCCCUGUGCGCCACCCAAGACCCGAAGCUCAUCCAGCGCACCAUCGACUUCACCUUCACCGACGAGGUCAAGACGCAGGACGUCAUGUACAGCUUUGCUGGCUGCGCCGGCAACUCGUACGCGCGCCGCCCGAUCUGGGAGGCCACAAAGCAGCACUACGACGAGCUCACGCGGCGCUUCAGCGGCAACUUCUCUCUCGCGAACAUCAUCAAGUACUCCUUCUCGUCCCUCGCGUCCGACAAGGACGUCAAGGACGUCGAGGCCUUCUUCGCCGACAAGUCGACGAACAAGUUCGCCAUGGCCCUCUCGCAGGGCCUGGACAGUGUCCGUGCCAACGCGCGCUGGCAGCAGCGUGACGCGGCCGACGUCGAGGACUGGCUCCGCGCUCAGGGCUACCUCAAGUAG
Tilletiopsis washingtonensis is the source of this 2793-nucleotide messenger RNA. RefSeq names its product putative AAP1-alanine/arginine aminopeptidase. Lineage: Eukaryota; Fungi; Basidiomycota; Exobasidiomycetes; Entylomatales. Gene Ontology annotation, molecular function: zinc ion binding; metalloaminopeptidase activity; peptide binding. The record is from RefSeq and is a predicted model, not a curated record. Gene Ontology annotation, cellular component: cytoplasm. Gene Ontology annotation, biological process: proteolysis; peptide catabolic process. The transcript is spliced from 12 exons. Bases 1 to 2793 code for a protein of 930 amino acids.